This is a messenger RNA of Telopea speciosissima, 2012 nucleotides long. Its product is annotated as laccase-17-like. Gene Ontology annotation, cellular component: apoplast. Gene Ontology annotation, biological process: lignin catabolic process. The transcript is spliced from 7 exons. The coding region runs from base 43 to 1824 and encodes 593 amino acids. Gene Ontology annotation, molecular function: hydroquinone:oxygen oxidoreductase activity; copper ion binding. Lineage: Eukaryota; Viridiplantae; Streptophyta; Magnoliopsida; Proteales; Proteaceae. The record is from RefSeq and is a predicted model, not a curated record.
AAGCAUGUAGUGAGAGAGAGAGAGAGAGAGAGAGAGAGAGAAAUGGGUUUCUUUCUGCUUUCCUCAUCACCACUUGUGGGAGCUUUUAUCUUGGCCUUAAGCACUGUUUGGCUUCUGCCCUUGGUAGUAGUUGGCCAGCAUUCAGGCAUUACAAGGCAGUACAAGUUUGAUAUCAAGUUGCAGAAUGUAACAAGGCUAUGCCACACAAAGAGCAUUGUGACUGUUAAUGGGCAGUUUCCAGGGCCUCCACUUGUGGCUAGAGAGGGUGACCAGGUUCUCAUCAAGGUGGUUAACCAUGUCCAAAACAAUAUUAGCUUGCAUUGGCAUGGAAUUAGACAGCUUAGAAGUGGAUGGGCAGAUGGACCAGCAUAUAUAACUCAGUGCCCUAUUCAAACAGGACAGUCUUAUGUGUAUAACUUCACUAUUACUGGACAGAGAGGGACCCUUUUGUGGCAUGCCCACAUCUCAUGGUUGAGGUCUACCAUUUAUGGACCUAUUAUCAUCCUUCCUAAGCGUGGUGUCCCUUACCCAUUUCUCAAACCCUACAAGGAAGUACCCAUCAUCUUUGGAGAAUGGUGGAAUGUAGACACAGAAGCAGUGAUCAACCAGGCUCUACAGACUGGAGCCGGUCCUAAUGUCUCUGAUGCCUACACCAUCAAUGGACUCCCAGGUCCUUUGUACAACUGCUCUACAAAAGAUACAUUCAAGCUCAAGGUGAAGCCUGGGAAGACAUACCUCCUCCGUUUGAUCAAUGCUGCGCUCAACGACGAGCUCUUCUUCCGCAUUGCCAACCACACAGUUACAAUAGUUGAAGCUGAUGCAGUCUAUGUGAAGCCCUUCAAAACCAAAACACUCCUCAUUGCACCAGGACAAACCACAAAUGUUCUCCUCAAGACAAAGCCUAAAUUCCCUAAUGCCACCUUCUUAAUGGCAGCUAGACCUUAUUUCACUGGCCGUGGUACCUUUGACAACUCAACCACUGUAGGAAUCCUUGAAUAUGAACACCCAACCACUUCUUCUUCUUCUUCUUCUUCUUCUUCUCUUCCAACUUCAAUUAAGAACCUUCCACUCUUUAAGCCACCUCUCCCUUCCCUAAAUGACACUUCUUUUGUUACAAAAUUUACAAAAAGAUUUAGAAGCUUAGCCACUACUACAUUCCCUGCAAAUGUUCCUCAAACUGUGGACAGACACUUCUUCUUCACUGUUGGUUUGGGAACAACUCCAUGCCCUAAGAACCAAACCUGCCAAGGUCCAACCAAUACCACUAAAUUUUCUGCUAGCAUAAAUAAUGUCUCUUUUGUUCUUCCAAACAAAGCCCUCCUUCAAACCCGUUUCUUUGGGCAAUCAUCAAAAGGUAUCUACACAACUGACUUCCCUAAAAGCCCACUUAUUCCCUUCAACUAUACAGGAACUCCCCCUAACAAUACUAUGGAUAGUAAUGGUACCAAGGUUGUGGUGUUGAACUAUAACACAAGUGUAGAGCUGGUGUUGCAGGACACUAGCAUACUUGGUGCCGAGAGUCACCCUCUUCACCUUCAUGGAUUCAAUUUCUUUGCUGUUGGCCAAGGAUUUAGUAACUUUGAUCCUAAGAAGGACCCACCUAAGUUCAAUCUUAUUGACCCGGUUGAAAGGAAUACUAUUGGGGUACCUUCUGGUGGUUGGGUUGCCAUUCGAUUCCUUGCAGACAAUCCAGGGGUGUGGUUCAUGCAUUGCCAUUUGGAAGUCCACACAAGUUGGGGAUUGAAGAUGGCAUGGAUUGUCUUAGAUGGAGCAAGCCCCAAUCAAAAGUUGCCACCACCACCAUCUGAUCUUCCCAAAUGUUGAUUAUGAUCAUCUACAUUCGUUUUGAUUGGAAUGCAAUGAGUUUUUAAUUUAUUUUUUUGUUUGCAGUUAAUUAUAUAUGUUCCUAAUACUGCCACUAGAGAGGAAAGGAAGAGAGGAUAGAGAAGAGAUUUUUUUUUUUGCUUUAUUAUUGUUCCCCAAAAUUUCGAGUUAAUAAUGUUUGUGAAAGA